CUUUUUGAUUUGCAUUUUGCAUGCUCAGUCAGUACUUCCAGUUUCUCGGAUUUUUCCGCUUGAAAUUACCUUUUCAACUUUCUCCAGGAGAUACAACUUGUUUGUCAGCUUUGACAAGCUCGAGUUACUGGAAGAACGCAAUCUGGAGUGUUUGGGUAUAUUCUGGGGACAAUGCCAGCGACGAUUGGGGUUAAUAUUCCAGAUUGAUGGCUUGCCCCCAACCCAAGCAGCUACUGCUACUGUAGAGUUCUUAUUGCAGUCCAGUGCAAACUGCCUAGGGCCCUAGAGAAAGAGAAAUAUCUGCUAUCUCAGCUACCGUGCGACAUUCUCUCUGCUUGCAAUCAUGGAGCAACUCGCAAAAUGGAAAGAGCUCCCAAUUUUUGCCGUUAUCUUUGUUACAAUUUUUCUUGUUUCCGGCAUACUGAUGUCCGGAGGAUUAUUUCUCGCUUCGAUAAUAAUUUGGCCAUUUUCUCGCUAUUACUACCGCCAGAUCAGUUAUUAUUUCAUCUAUCCCGUUUGGGCACAGUUGGUUUUCCUUAUCGAUUGGUGGGCUCCAUCCGAAGUGAUACUGUACACCGACGAGGCAGCUCAGAAACACAUCGGGACGGAGCAUGCGAUGGUCGUAAUGAACCACUCCUACGACAUAGACUGGCUGGCUGGAUGGCUUAUUUGUGAACGCGCAGCCUUGUUAGCAGCAACGAAAGUGUUCGCUAAGCGCUCAUUAUCUUACGUGCCGGUGAUUGGAUGGCUGUGGCGUUUGGGUGAAAUUAUUUUCUUGGACCGGAACUGGCAAAAGGACCGCACCUGCAUCGCCAAUCAGAUCGCUCAGAUCUCUCAGUAUGCUAAUCCGGUGUGGAUUUUGCUGUUUCCGGAAGGAACGCGUUUCACGCCUUCGAAGCACAGCGUCAGCAUGGAGUUUGCGAAGAAGGAAGGCCUCCCAAUGCUGAAACAUUUGUUAACCCCUCGCACAAGAGGCUUUGUCCUUACAAUGCAGGCUAUAAAGGAAAGUGGGAAUAAGAUUCGAGCGAUUUAUGAUACUACAAUUGGUUUCGCAAAUGGUCCGGGAAUUAACGAGCCUACCUUAUCGAACUUGAUAAAAGGCCGGCCGGUGCAGGCGCAUAUGAAAGUUUCUCGUAUUCCCAUGGAGAAUGUGCCUUCGGAAGAAAAAGAUGCUACAGAAUGGCUGCACAAAAGUUUCGUUCAACGAGAUAAACUGCUGGAGCAGUUUGAGCACACAAACCGCUUUGAAGGGCGUCAUUAUUUGCUUCCUCGAAGGCCUUAUACCUUGCUCAAUGAGAUCUUCUGGAUUGUUACUGUCAUCGGAGGUGCUCUUUACUAUUCAUUAACUACGCCCUGGAUCCCUUGGUGGUUCCUACCGCUCAUGACAGCUGCAUUGAGCGUUGCACUGCAUUACCUUAUCAAUGUGACGGUUUCGAAAAAAGGAUCGACGUAUGGGAAGGCGACGGCGCGCAAUCAGGAGGGUCGUAUAAUAACCGCCACAGAGAAGAAAGAUGCUUGAGCCGAAGAUGGAAACCAUUACCGCCUUAUCAUGUCGAAAGUAUUCGAGUGUGUUGCGUGCUGCAGUCUUGUGGACAUGCAUUUUCUGAAUGCCGUGUGUUUUUCUUGCGGUGACGUAUGCUGUUAUUUGUUCUUUGUAAUAUUCCAAGUACUUACUCUUAGUCAUAAAAUUAAUGUGCACGUACAUUUUAGUUUUACCGUUGUUGUGGUUAAAAGGUUUUGUGG
Messenger RNA from Paramacrobiotus metropolitanus, 1743 nucleotides. RefSeq names its product 1-acyl-sn-glycerol-3-phosphate acyltransferase gamma-like. The transcript is spliced from 4 exons. Bases 344 to 1519 code for a protein of 391 amino acids. NCBI's taxonomy places the organism in Eukaryota, Metazoa, Tardigrada, Eutardigrada, Parachela, Macrobiotidae. The record is from RefSeq and is a predicted model, not a curated record. Gene Ontology annotation, molecular function: 1-acylglycerol-3-phosphate O-acyltransferase activity. Gene Ontology annotation, cellular component: endomembrane system.